GGCGCGUUGUUUUUAGCUGACUGGGGGCCCCGGAUAUCGGUGUAUGUACCGCGUGGGAGUGGAGGGGGAUGGAGUUGCGAACAACGGGACUCGUCGUCGGUCGUCGGGUAACGCGACGAAAUUGGCGUCGUUCAUUGCACGCACGGCCCUUGAACGCGACUUGAACCUCGUGCCAUCGAUUCGUGAGACUCGGUGAACACGUGCUCUCAGCGAGUUCCAUUUGUUUUCUUGCGGCCCGUAACGCCCGCAGCACGUCGUUCCUCGUACUGCACGAAAUGACCGUCCGGCGUAACUCCGCAUGUUUUCGCAGUUUAGAUUAAUCCAUAUCUUGCCUGAGCAUCGUCGUCGACAAAUAUAUAAUGAAUAACGUGACACACAAAUUUACUCAGAAAGAAGAAUCGAUUUUUGUACUAAUGUUCAUUAAGAAGGUUUUACUUUUUUUAAGUAUAAUACAUGCGAUAUAUCGGGGGUUUGUGGACAGUUUAAAGGGUGCUAUUGUCCUCUUUUAUAUGGAUAAGCAAAUUAAUGAGAAAUUGGUCAAGAAGUCUCCUAUCAUAACAGAUCUUCGAAAGAGAGAUUUAGUUACACACAGUCCCUCCAAGCAUAGCAGUCAACAACGAGAGUCUAAAGUGCUGAAAAGGACUAUUGAAUGCUGCGCGUUCAAUGGUGGUGUAUUUUGGGCUAGCAUACUGAUAUUCGAUUAUGGACUCCUGCCGUUUCUUCAGUACUUAUUUAUUCUUAUAUUCGGCCAUUCUUCUAGCACUGCGCUCACUGUAUGGUCAUGGAUUCAGCCAUUUUUAUCUUUUAUAUUUGGUACUGUAUGGGUACUACCAUUGUUCUUGCUCAGCAGGAUAGUUAACAGCUUAUGGUUUCAGGAUAUAGCAGACAGCGCUUAUAGAUACAGACAAGGGAGACCAAUGCUUUUGUCAAGCGUGAGCAAACUGAUAGCUGAUACGCUUUUCAGCAUAUUAGUUCAAGCUUUGUUCUUGGGACAAGGAAUGUUGGUAUCCAAGGUUCCUCUACCUUUGCUAGGCGAACUUCUUGCUCUUGUCCAUAUGUGCCUUUUAUACGCUCUCUAUGCCUUCGAAUACAAGUGGUUCAAUAUGGGCUGGGAGUUGCAUAGGCGAUUGACUUUUAUUGAAGGCAAUUGGCCAUAUUUUGUAGGCUUUGGUCUGCCAUUAGCAGUACUUACCCAACUGCCCAACUCGUACUUUACAAGGUAUGACACGAAUUGCUCGAUUACGCACUUUACAAGUGGCUGUGUUUUUUCCAUAUUGUUUCCCCUGUUUAUUGUAAGUGGGAACGAAGCAGAACCCGUAAUUGGAGUGUGUGAUUACCCAUUGAAAUUAUUUUCGCCGGUAAUUGCAAUAGCAAACACACUUUUCAACAGAACCAUUGGACGAGCGCACAGACGGUGACAACUUUAAUGCAAUAAAAAGACAAAUAAUGAGAUGGUAUUCUUUUAUCGUUUAGGCAAAGUCAUCAGGGGAUGACGUGCGAAAAAUAUGUUUAUCUUUUAACAUUAAACAAGAUUAAAAUAAUAAUGCAAAUUUUAUACUUUUUAUCGACAUUUAAAUCGCGAAGAAAAUACGCGGUCAUAUCUUAAUUGGUAUGUAAAGGGACUUUCAAUCGGUACAAAUAUUUAUUUACUACUAUAACCUAAGGUAUGUACAAAAAGCAUGAUAAAUCUUGCAUCGUUUUAAAAUGCACAAUUCAUUUAUAGCGUAUUUUAAAAUGAUGAAGAGCAUUUAUGAUGGUUGAUGUAUAACUGCACGUACGACUUGCUCGAUCGUGACACACAAACUUGAAAUUAUUGAACAACUUUUAUCAGAAUUGGCGUGUUUUAAGCUUUUUACGCUGUAGCUAGUCAUUUUUCAAUAUCGAAUUUGUGAUCUCCAAUCGGCGCUGUGUUAUAAACAUGUAUUAUAAACAUAUAUUAUUAUAAAAAUAAUACGCUCUACACGACAAGUAAGAUAUCCAGUCCAGUUACGAUAUAAUAUCGAUAGAAAGUAGCGCUGAAAUAUUAUUCCUGAUAUUAAGACAAUUCUAUAUUAUAGUAUGGUGCUCUGUGCACACGACUAUUUUAUAUUCUUAUUUAUUAUUACGGAUGUUAUAUUAAGACCAAACAAAGUAAUUUAAUUUGAAGGGACAUUAUGCAUAGACGCCGAUAGACAUUUUAGUCAAUCGAGUCUGUUGAUACCGAUUAUUAAAUAUGCAUCGUGCCAUACAUAUCAUUCAUAUAUCACUCAUAGGAUGAUACGUCCGAAAAAUGAGUUCAUGGAAAAUUAAGAUAAACGGAAAGUGUCGUGAAUAUAACGAUAAAAUACUGCUAAUAGUAUAUAAUAAGAACAUUUCAAUUUGUAUAAUACUGCUAGAGCAACUAAUAUUUACUACUUUUGUCAUGAAAUCAAUCAUUUUAUACACUAUGGCUUAAAUAAAUAUUAUAUAAAUAUUGAAAAAUAUUUUGAUUGCAUCAACGAUUUAAACAUAAAAAAAAACAGUAAUAAUUGAUGGACGUUUUGAUUCAAGAGAUUAAUUUUAUCUACUCUUAACAAUAAAACAAAGUUCAUUCGUAUUGGCAUUCAUAAUCACGAGAGAAGAUCUUGCAGCGUUAGCAGAUCGUGAUCCGAAGGUUCCUCUUUCACUCUAUAAGAAUUCAAUGUGUAAUGUCUAUGUAGUGCUGCGAAACCCAACCCUGGAUCAGUUUCCACUUCUGUUAUUGGACUUGCAGCUUGAUCAAUCAUUUGAUUUUUGCUUACCUGUAAAAUACAAUUAUAUGAUAAUGAUAA
Messenger RNA from Odontomachus brunneus, 2789 nucleotides. It is a transcript of the gene tank, whose product is annotated as etoposide-induced protein 2.4 homolog. Gene Ontology annotation, biological process: macroautophagy. The transcript is spliced from 8 exons. Bases 360 to 1418 code for a protein of 352 amino acids. The record is from RefSeq and is a predicted model, not a curated record. NCBI's taxonomy places the organism in Eukaryota, Metazoa, Arthropoda, Insecta, Hymenoptera, Formicidae. Gene Ontology annotation, cellular component: endoplasmic reticulum.